AUGCUGGAAAAACCACCAAGAACAUCAAUGACAAGUCAAGAUAACACUCAAAUUAAUCUUGAAAUCAAGACUUUACUCGUGCAACUGAACGGCAGGGUCACAAAUUUAAUAAAAAAGAUCACUUCUGCCGAGUCCUUCAAGGCAGAAAUUGAAGCUUUAGUGAAUGAAGCAAGGAAAUCUCAUCAUUCUAGCACUGCAAGAAGAAACCAUCUUGAUAAGGCAAGGCAAUUGCUGAUGCAAAAGAUUGAUGAAUUCAAGAAAGAAGAAGAUACCGAGGAUAGAGGACUCACAAAGACUGAUGCAAUGGGGGCUCCUUCCGAUCUUACAGGAAACCGUGUGUCAAUGGUUCAGAAAGAUCACAAGCAAACUCAGAUUCUAGCUACAGAAGUGGAUCGGUACAUUGCAGAGAUUGAUCGGAAGGUGAAUGUAUUAGAGGAUCCAUCCUACCUGACGGAAGAAAUCAGAGCCCUGAAUGUAGAUCGAGUGAGAGCCGAGUCUUUAAAACUUUUUCUUCAAUCUAGUGAUAGAAAGAAGGAUCUUGAAGUAAGACGAAGGAUUGCUUACGUGAAUCAAUGGCUGAAUCAUAAGACGGAGAGCCAUAAAAGUGGAGACUCAAGCAUCAAAUACUGUGUGCUUGUUGUCGAUGAUAACUGUGAAGAUCGAGAAAGCCUUCGCGAACUCCUCAUGUCGUUUAAGUCACAAACGACGCCUACAAUGGAUGUUCAAGUGGCAAAAAAUGGAAAAGAAGCUGUUUAUCUUCAUCUUGCUGGGGCUUCCUUUGAUAUGAUUGUUAUGGACGAUUUAAUGCCCGUCAUGAAUGGAAUUGAGGCAACGAAGCAGCUAUUCGGCAUGGGUGUUAUCAGCUUCAUUGUUGGUGUCGGUGAUGACACCGUGAAACAAGCAUUUAUUGAUGCGGGCAUAGACCAAUACAUAGAAAAGCCUCUGACUCCUGCGAAGGUCGCUGAUCUCUUCCCUGAUCUCAGCGACUCAUACUUCGACCUUUAAGUGUUUCUCAGUCUAAUCCGUCUGCUUUUACUUUUCUUGGAAGGUUCUUAGUUGUAGAGAUGAACUCUAUGGAUAAAGCUCCUGACUAGCUAGUUAUGCUAUGAGAUAAAUGAAUAGUUGCACUUCAAGCAGAGCUGGGAGGUGUUGUAUUGGCUUAGUUGUAAAAGAAAAGGAUAAAAGUUGCAGACAUUUUUGGUAUUA
Molecule: messenger RNA, 1206 nt
Organism: Populus trichocarpa (black cottonwood)
Lineage: Eukaryota; Viridiplantae; Streptophyta; Magnoliopsida; Malpighiales; Salicaceae
Exons: 3
Coding region: 1-1005 (334 amino acids)
Biological process (GO): phosphorelay signal transduction system
Source: RefSeq, a predicted model, not a curated record